Messenger RNA from Notolabrus celidotus (New Zealand spotty), 3455 nucleotides. RefSeq names its product serine/threonine kinase 17a (gene stk17a). Lineage: Eukaryota; Metazoa; Chordata; Actinopteri; Labriformes; Labridae. Gene Ontology annotation, molecular function: ATP binding; protein serine/threonine kinase activity. Gene Ontology annotation, cellular component: nucleus. Gene Ontology annotation, biological process: intracellular signal transduction; positive regulation of apoptotic process; protein phosphorylation. The record is from RefSeq and is a predicted model, not a curated record. The transcript is spliced from 7 exons. The coding region runs from base 340 to 1608 and encodes 422 amino acids.
CCCAUGGUGACUGCAAGCUCCAGUGCUGUGUGUCAGUAGGAGGCAGACUGAGGACCGCUCUCACUGAACUGACCGCUCGACUGAAUCACUUCUUCAAAAUGAACUUUAUUACCGCGUUACUGGACAGAAUAUUAAUCUCUACGGAUACUUUCAGACAUUACCACAUCAAACAGUGAUUAUAUCUGCCACGCGCAUGAUUUGUUGAAGUUGCCUCUCAGCUCAUAGACUGUAUAAGUCUGUGUUCAGCGUGUCGUCAGCUGUGUUGUUGAGAAGCAGUCUGUUUGCUCGCGUGUGUUCAAGUUUUUCAUUUAAUAGUUUUUCUUCAAUCAAAACCUCGCCAUGAUACCCGAAUGCCCACGCGCCGGGGACUCGAGAAGCCGGACCCGCUUACAGCACAAUACCGCUCCAGAACCGAACCAGGACCGGGGCGGCAGCGGCUUGUUGUCCGAAAUUAAAACCACAAUCAAGAGCGAACCUUUCACUGAGCACUACACCAUCAUCCCGGGGAAAGAACUCGGAAGGGGAAAGUUUGCCGUGGUCAGAAAGUGUGUGGAGAAAUGCACAGGCAACGAGUAUGCUGCAAAAUUCAUGAGGAAGAGACGGAAAGGCCAAGACUGCCGGAUGGAGAUCAUCCAUGAGAUUGCUGUGCUUGAAUUGGCAACAUCCAGCUCCAGAGUGGUCAACCUCCACCAGGUCUAUGAAAUGGCGUCUGAGAUGGUGCUGGUUCUGGAGUUUGCUGCAGGAGGGGAGAUUUUCAACCAGUGUGUGGCAGAGCGGGAGGACGAGGCCUUCAGUGAGGACGACGUGAAGAGGCUGAUGAGGCAGAUUCUGGAGGGAGUCUCCUUCCUCCACCAGAACAACGUAGUCCACCUCGACCUAAAGCCUCAGAACAUCCUCCUGACCAGCAGCUCUCCUCUGGGUGACAUCAAGAUCGUGGACUUUGGUCUGUCCAGGAUGGUCAGCAAUCACCGGGAGCUCAGGGAGAUUAUGGGAACUCCUGAGUAUGUUGCUCCUGAGAUUCUGAAUUAUGAGCCCAUCAGCACAGCGACAGAUAUGUGGAGUAUUGGUGUCCUGGCCUACGUGAUGCUGACAGGAAUCUCUCCAUUCCUGGGUGAAGACAAGCAGGAAACUUUCCUCAACAUUUCCCAGCUCAACGUGAGCUACACCGAGGAGGAGCUGCAGCAGCUGGACCAGGCCGCCCUGCCCUUCAUGCAGAUGCUGCUCCGCAAACAGCCACAGGAUCGGGCCACAGCAGAGCAGUGUCUCAAACACCCCUGGCUUCAGUCCUUAGAGUGCAAGGUAACCAAGAGGGUGGAGGACAUCCUCCCACUUGAGGACCAGGAGGCAUCCAGCAGCAGCCCCACCAGCAGCUCCACCAGCAGCCCCGAACCUCCCAGCUGCAACACCACAGAGGAGGAGGAUGAGGAAGGCCCGGUGACGGAGGAGCUGAUAGUCGUUGCUGCUUACACCGUUGGUCAGUGCCGCCAGUCCACCUCCUCCUCAGAGAAAGAGGCGCUAGCUGCUCAGCAGAAGGUCAUCUCCAAGCGCUUCAAGUUUGAGGAGCCUUUCAGCGCCCUGCAGGAGGUCCCUGGAGAGUUCAUCUUCUGAGCCUCACCCACCACGUGACCGGGGACGGAGGAGUGCAUACUGUAUGUGUAUAAUCAGACACAGCUGUACAGUACAUGUGCUAUAUUUAAGCAUUCAAAUAAAGUGCAUUUAUGGGCACACACUCACAUUUCAUCUGUAAAUGCAUCAUUGCUUCGACACUCUCGUCUCCUUAAAACAGCCGCAGCACGUCAUGUCCCUUGUAUUUCGCAUUCAUUGUGCUUAUGUUUGUUUAUUUCCACACACAACAACUGGCCAAUCACAGACUGACAUACUUCACAUCUCCAGACACUAAAGUCAAGUUUGGAAACUUCAACUUUUUGUGUUGAAGAGUGUUUUUCUUUUUUGAUGAAGUCUAAAUGAUCCAACAGUAAGACAUCCACCAGAGAAGCGGAGGAGAGGCUGAGGCUAAAUCCAUACAUCUUAAUGGCCUUCAAAUCAACAGGGCUACAUGAGAAAUGCAUCAUGGGACAACUUAGUGAUACAAUCCUUGUGAAAAAAAUGAUCUUGAAUGAAUUCAAAAUGUAUGAAUUCACAAAUGUUGUGCAAUGUUAAACCUAAAUUAGUAUGUACAAAAAGAAAUCAAAUAUGCACCAUUUUUUUCUUAAAGGUACAGUAUGCAUUGUUUUUUAAAAUCAGUGUAUAAUCACCUGUAUGUAAAAACUGUUUUGUUUUUGUUCACGUAGAAUGAGCUUUUUACAACGGAAGCAUGUCCCCUUCCACGUUGGCUGCUAUAUUUCACCGCCAUUGUUGUUGUACGCAGAAUAAUUGUAUUCAUGGACGUUUUCGAUGUUAGAAACUGGACAAAUGGAGGAUCAUACCUCUCAUGCAUCACAGGAGCUUCUUGUCCUUGAAGGCUACCACUGCUUCCCUGGCAGAAGGGGUGAGCAAGGGAGCGCUUCAAUUUAGAAUCUGACUGCUAGAUAUCGUGAAAUAUUUCAAUUUUUACACACUGUACCUUUAGAUAAAUACAACUGACCAUCCUGAUUAAUCACUCUGCCUUUGGUCCUAAAUGUAAUACAGCAUUGGGACUUAUAAUAACAUCUGUUAUGAUUUGAUUGGAUGGCAGAAGGGUCAGGUGAACAUGACAAUCUGUCCCCUGCCACAGAUAACAGAUAUGUUCGUCUUGUCUGCUCGCUGUAUUGUCCUGUAGAGUGUGCCAGGUCAUAAUCUCUCCACAGGAUGUCCACAUUGUGUAAAUAGCUCUCCCACAGCUCCAGUCGUCAUAUCUGUGCAUGUGUUCUGAUGACUGCAGGGCUUGAUUUGCAGUUUGGGCUGUUUGUUGCACUUAUUUCUAAACAUUUUGACUUCUCUUGAUUUUUUUCCUCCACCUGAUGUUUGAAUCCAGAAGCCAAAUCUCUGUCCAUUUCUGUCCAUUUCCUUGUCCAGGCUGCUCUCCUCUGAACUGAACCAGCUCCUGAAAGCCCAACCCUGUUUGUUUUUUUGUCUUACUUUGUAUUUGGUGCCAUGCUUGGAGAAAAUAUUUGAAGAUUUUUAGCUCUUGCUGUUCAUUUUUUUUCAAGAUAUUUCUGUGUAAUAUUGCAGAUCUGUCAAAAGCAAUAUUUUGGAGUUUUGUAAUUCUGUGUAAAUAAUUAAAAUAUAGAUGUUUUGAAAAAAUAUGGUCUUGUGUAAAGAGCCAUUUCAAAUAUUCCUCUUACAUUAGUGAGUGACCUUCUUGUGGUUCAUCUCUCUCUCUCUCUCUCUCUGAAGCAAUAAAACAACAGAGCACUUCUUCUACUUCCAGUGGGCUUGUAAUGUACAUUUUUUGUUUAUGAAGAAAUAAGCUCUGUUCAUAUGGGAACUGAUUUGUACAUGGCUGUCUCCUACUGUAAAUAAAUAUUUCAAAAGUG